GGGGCAGGAUUUAAAGGGACCCAAUCCUUCCUUCCGCACAGCUCUCGGAUUCUUCCCACGGGGUUGGUACCCGUCGCCUAGGUAACCAUCUGCAGCCAGCCAGCCAGCCCGGCUUCUCCUCACACAGACCCAGUCUCUCAGCCUGCAUCCUCCCAACAGCUGACUCGGCCAGAGCAGUCGUUGGUCCACCAUGGUGAAAGUGGGGAGCAAUCUGUCCGAGAAGCCGGACAAGGAGCAGGGCGGUGGGGACGACGGCUUCGACAACAUCCCGUUGAUAACGCCACUCGAUGUCAACCAGCUCCAGCAGCCGUUCCCGGACAAGGUGAUUGUCAAGACCAGAACAGAAUACCAGCUCCAGCAGAAGAAGAAGAGAAAGCUACAUGUUCCGGGAAUAAAAAAGUUGAACAUAAAUCUCUACGAUGAAGUAUCAGAAAAGGUCAAGCUGCUGGACUCAUUCUCAUCACGAUGGCGUUCUUGGCCUGCCUCCUCAUGCUGGUCAUGUACAAGGCAACUGUGGUAUGACCAGCCCUCAGCUGCCCAGAGGGCUUUGUGUUCAAGCACAAGCACUGCACCCCGGCUGCUCUGGAGAUGUAUUAUUCCGAGCAGGAAGCAGGAUCCCGAGGAAGUCUCUACACGGCGAUUAACCACUUAACUCAAGCCAAGAAAACCAUCCCCGAACUGCCCUCCCCUUGGCUGCCGGUCAUCAACGCCUUGAAGGAGGCCGAGAAAGCCAAAGAGGAGUCCCCCGGGCC
Ornithorhynchus anatinus (platypus) is the source of this 752-nucleotide messenger RNA. Its product is annotated as neuronal vesicle trafficking-associated protein 1. Gene Ontology annotation, biological process: endosomal transport; clathrin coat assembly; G protein-coupled dopamine receptor signaling pathway. Lineage: Eukaryota; Metazoa; Chordata; Mammalia; Monotremata; Ornithorhynchidae. The coding region runs from base 191 to 652 and encodes 153 amino acids. Gene Ontology annotation, cellular component: membrane; endosome. The transcript has 5 exons. The record is from RefSeq and is a predicted model, not a curated record. Gene Ontology annotation, molecular function: clathrin light chain binding.